AUGGCCAGGCUGCUGGCCAGGACCUGCUGCUCCAAAACUCUUUCUCAGGUUCCCAGAUGCCCCCUUGGGUUGGUGGCUGCCCGAGCCUGGAGCCACGGGCCCCUCACUGCCUACAUGCCCGAAGCCAUCACCUUCUCCAGACUCAAGGACCACCAAGACUUGUACAAGGUUUCAGUGGAUCAAGGGGAUGCCUUCUGGGGAGCGCUAGGAAGGAGCCGGCUCACCUGGAUCACCCCCUUCCACUCUGUCCAGGACUGCGAUCUGCACCAGGGCAGGGUCUCCUGGUUCCUGGGUGGGCAGCUGAACGUGGCAGUGAAUUGCCUGGACCGUCAUGUCCAUGCAGCCCCAGACAAAGUGGCCUUAAUCUGGGAGAAGGAUGAACCAGGAGAGGAAGUACGGGUGACAUACAGGGAACUGCUAGAGCUGACGUGUCGCCUGGGAAACACCUUGAAACGGCAAGGGGUGAAACGGGGUGACAGGGUUACAAUCUACAUGCCCCCGUGCCCACUGGCAGUGGCUAGCAUGCUGGCCUGUGCCCGCAUCGGGGCUGUGCAUGCUGUGGUGUUCGCUGGGUUCAGUGCAGAGUCCCUUGCGGACAGGAUCCGGGAUGCCCAGUCAGAGAUAGUGAUUACAGUGAACCAGGGGCUGAGAGGUGGCAAGAUAAUUGAACUAAAGAAGACAGUGGACCAGGCUGUGAAGCAGUGCCCCAGAGUGAAACGGGUUCUAGUUUCCAUGAGGACCACCAGCAAGGUUCCCAUGACAGCCCUAGAUGUGCCACUGGAGGAGGAGAUGAUGAAAGAGGAUGCAUGCUGUGAACCUGCUGUCAUGGACAGUGAAGACAUGUUGUUUCUUCUCUACACAUCAGGCAGUACUGGCAAACCCAAGGGCUUGGUUCAUUCCCAAGCUGGUUACUUGCUGUUUGCAGCUCUCACACACAAGUACGUGUUCGACUACCAGGACAGGGACAUCUUUGGCUGUGUAGCAGACAUUGGCUGGAUCACGGGGCAUACCUAUGUGGUCUACGGCCCUCUCUGCAAUGGUGGCACCACAGUCCUUUUUGAGAGCACUCCUGUCCAUCCUAACCCUGGCCGCUACUGGGAAACAGUAGAGAGGUUAAGAAUUAACCAGUUCUAUGGGGCGCCCACUGCCAUCCGCCUGCUCCUGCGAUACGGUGAUGAAUGGGUGAAGAAGUAUGACCGCUCUUCUCUCAAAGUGCUUGGCUCAGUGGGGGAACCCAUCAACAAGGAGGCGUGGGAAUGGUACUUCCGUGUGGUUGGUGAGACACGAUGCCCAGUAGUGGACACAUGGUGGCAAACCGAAACAGGAGGCAUCUGUAUCUCACCCCGUCCUUCUAAUCCCGGAGCAGAAAUCCUUCCAGGCAUGGCUAUGAGACCCUUUUUUGGGAUAAGCCCCACCCUCUUAGAUGACAAGGGAAAUGUCCUUCUAGAAAACAACAUCUCUGGAGCCCUUUGCAUCUCACAAGCCUGGCCAGGUAUGGCACGAACCAUUUACAAUGACCACAAGAGAUUUCUGGAAACCUAUCUGACUCCUUAUCCAGGUUUUUUCUUCACUGGGGACGGUGCGUAUCGUACCAGGAAGGGCUACUACCAGCUAACAGGACGGCUGGAUGACAUAAUUAACAUCAGUGGACACCGGCUGGGCACUGCGGAGGUGGAGGACAUUGUGAAUCAUCAUGUGGCAGUGGCAGAGUCUGCCGUCAUCGGCUACCCACAUGAGAUCAAGGGAGAAGGAGCCUACGUGUUUGUUGUGCUGAAGAAGGACAGUGGCUACACACAGGAGACUCUUGCUGCUGAGCUACAGGAGCUCAUCUCCAAGAAGAUCGCUAAGUACGCAGCUCCAGAUUACGUUCAGGUCACACACCGGCUGCCCAAGACACGCUCGGGUAAGAUUAUGCGUCGGGUGCUACGGAAAAUCGUGGAGGACAAGGCCAGUGAGCUUGGGGACCUGACCACACUGGAUGACCAUGAAGCCGUGCAGCAGAUCAUAGAGGGACACAAGCACCUUGUGGAGGGGCAGAAGAGCUACUAGCUUGGCUCUGCCAGCAGCCACCUCCUCUACCUUCACUGCAAAACUAGGGAAACAUCCAGAAUUUCUACUAAGCAAGUGGUGGCCAGUAAGUGCUCAGAGACCACACCUCCACUGCAUUCUCAGAGUGACCUCUUCACAACACAGAGACCCUCAAAACCUGCCUCCACACACAUAUAUGAGGCAGGUGAGAGAACAUGACUCAUCACAGGCAGAACAGUAAGGGGAGACAAGCUAUGUUUCCUACCCUAAAGGGAGAGGGCCAAAAUCCCUCCUUAGGGUUCCUUGUGCCUUGCAGUAGCUGUGGAGAUAGCAGCUGGGCAGGAUUGCUAGUGCUGGACAGGUAUAUUACUCCUACCCCUGCUGUGCUCUUCAGCCAGUCUAGUCCAGGACCAUACAAGCAUUUCCUCCAAAGCAAACCCCAGAAAGAAAACAUCCAGCAGUCCAGUUAACAAAUAUUGACUCUUCUCCAUAAAAGUAGUUUGAAAACAGGCUCCAUAUUUUAAUACAAAAAUGUUCCUUUUACAUGUAGCUAUGUGUCAUAAGGAGAGCAGAGACACACCCCUUCUCUGUGCUAGCAUUCUCCUCCCCUUACAAUGCUCCUCCUGGGGAACACAACCCUCAAUAGAGCCACAAAGUACAGAAAUCUGUUCUGCAGAGCUGUGUAUCAAAGACAGAGCUCCCAGAAAGGCACAGAGGGCAGAAAAGGAGGCUGCAUCCUAGCCUCGCACCACUGCAUCCUGGACAAAGCAGAGGUUCCUCUGGCCCUUGUUUCUACAAGGCCCAUGAGGCAGCAUCUUGUCUUUAGGCAGCCUAGCAGCUCACCCCUUUCCCACAUGAGAGCCAGGGAGGCAGAAGGAGGCCGGGAGAAGGAUGGCAUAGCUGUCUGCUCCUGACAGAACCCCACACUAUGAGUUCUGACAUGCUCUGUGUCCAUCGGCAAAAUUCAGAAUUGGUCUUCCACUGUUUGAAUCAUAUGUUGACAGCUGCUGGCUUGGCAGCUCCAUGUCUGCUAUUCAGAGCUCUCCCAGAUGUGCAGGUUCUGCGUCUGGCCAGACAAGGGCAUGUUUUUCAGUGUCCUUCCCCAGCAGGGAGCCGCUUCAUCUUCUCGCAUCGAGUGAGCUCCCAUCUUCCCUCCCCAUGAAGUUUCAAAAUCCAGCUGUGGAACUGUAAUUCAAUAACACAGCGUUGAAGGAUGUCUCUACAAGGGCAUGUCCUCCCACAGUGAAGUACUCCAGCCUUAGUCACUCCCCUCUGCUCGCCGGAGACCCUCUCUAUCUCCUCUAUCUUGCCACCACCAGGGAGGCAUGGAAUGUUGUCUCCCUGCCUCACCUUUUCCAGGCUGGGUCUGUGUCCCACGCUGAUCAGCGUCAUGCCCAGCUGAAGACACAGACGAUACAGUUCAUGCUCCACCUCUUCUGUCAAGGCACUAGUGGCUUCAUCUAGCACUGAAAGAAAUGUCGUAAACCCCACAAAUCCUCUCCCAGCCAGACGUUUCCCCUAGGCAAAAGAGCAGCAACUGCCGAGAACAUUUCACUUAUUAACUGGAGUUCACCAAGAGCAUGUAAAGAAGGCAAGGAGGAAAAGCCUAAGGACUCUGGUAUUCCUCUAGCACAGCUGCUGUCAGUCAAUUUGGAAAGCUGUCCUUCCCCUCAAGUCCUUGAAUCCAUCCAAACUGCACUGUUCUCCUCAUUCCUCUCCCUCAACAGCUGCCAGCCACUGCCUCAUCCCCCCACCCAGUGAGAAAGCCGAGACAUGACCUUCUCAAGACAAGCCACGUGCCACAGCACUAAGAUGAGCAGCAGCCAGUGCACCCUUCCAGCACACCACACAUGGAGCUGCUAGGAUGGCCUGCAGCACCUUCCUGACUGUUAAGGGUAAAUACUACAGAUCUGGAGCAGAAAAAUUCAAUUUGUUUUACACCAUCUCUACAUUUUUUAGUUUGCAAUCCACAGGUUCCUUUUGCCCAGACAGCACCAAUCUGUGAUGGAGGCUUCAGGGGAAAGAGAGGUACUUACCUGUGGCUGCCUGCUACUGACACUGGCUCUGUUCACCCACAUCCACCCUGGCCCUCAUGGCAAGUCCUCCAACAGCCCACCCAGCAGAGACUAAGGAAUUGGCCCCAUCAGCUAAUCACAAAUGCUUCUGUGAUCUCUCAGGACUGUUUCUCCACUGUUCCUUGUCUUCUUUUGCCAUGUCAUGGCUAAAUUUCCCAUAUUGCUUCCACAACCCUACAGAUGUUUGUGAGCUUCAGAUAUGGCAGCUGCCACCACACUCCCCAGCAUAAACGCUUCUUUACAUAGCAACUGCUGAGCAUGCCAUUGGACAGGUGCCAUUGGACCUGGACGAAGAACAUUAAUCACUAAUUCCCUAAAAAGAGUAUGUCUUUUGUACAGUUCUUGAUUUACCAUCCUCCACACAAAUAAUGAAAUGUUUUCACAACUGAA
Molecule: messenger RNA, 4493 nt
Organism: Pseudopipra pipra
Lineage: Eukaryota; Metazoa; Chordata; Aves; Passeriformes; Pipridae
Product: acetyl-coenzyme A synthetase 2-like, mitochondrial
Exons: 14
Coding region: 1-2049 (682 amino acids)
Cellular component (GO): mitochondrion
Molecular function (GO): AMP binding; acetyl-CoA synthetase activity
Source: RefSeq, a predicted model, not a curated record